Molecule: messenger RNA, 627 nt
Organism: Rhododendron vialii
Lineage: Eukaryota; Viridiplantae; Streptophyta; Magnoliopsida; Ericales; Ericaceae
Exons: 1
Coding region: 139-627 (162 amino acids)
Source: RefSeq, a predicted model, not a curated record
GGAGAGGAAACUAGGGAUUGGCAUAACCUUCCUACAAAGCUUAGAGACCAUAAAAGGAAUGUAGAACAUAUCACCAAUGUCGUGAGGUGGGUGGACUUGCAAAAGGGACUUCAACAAAAAGCAACAAUUGACAAGAAAAUGGAAGAUCAAAUCAACAAAGAGAGAGUUCGUUGGAAGAUGAUACUAGUUCGAAUAAUUGGGGUUGUGAAGACUCUUUCUCGAAAUAGUUUGCCAUUCCGUGGAACUAAUGAGAAGAUUUAUGAGAAGAAUAAUGGACUUUUUUGUCAACUUAUUGAAUUUGUUGCAGAGUUUGAUCCUAUCAUGCAAGAGCACCUUCGACGUGUGGUAGAUAAAGAGAUUCAAAAUCAUUAUCUUAGCCACAAAAUUCAAAAUGAAUUGAUAAGCUUGUUGGCGAAAGAGAUUAAAGAUAAAAUCUUGAAGAAGAUUUUAAAAGCAAAGUACUUUUCGGUUAUCCUUGAUUGUACUCCUGAUCUUAGUCAUGAUGAGCAAAUGUCGAUUUUUAUAAGAUGUGUGGAUGUUGAGGAUGAAAGUAAAGUCAAGGUGGAGGAAUUCUUUCAUGGAUUUAUUAAGGUUCAUGACACGUCGGGGCUUGGGCUUUUCAAGUGA